Messenger RNA from Cottoperca gobio, 1185 nucleotides. It is a transcript of the gene kera, whose product is annotated as keratocan. The record is from RefSeq and is a predicted model, not a curated record. The coding region runs from base 109 to 1185 and encodes 358 amino acids. NCBI's taxonomy places the organism in Eukaryota, Metazoa, Chordata, Actinopteri, Perciformes, Bovichtidae. Gene Ontology annotation, molecular function: protein binding. The transcript is spliced from 3 exons.
AAGGUGCAGCCUUUGGGGAAUCAAACCAACAACAAUACAACUUUAACUGGGGACAAUCAUCAGAGCUAUUCAUUGGAGAAGCAGAAGAACCAAACCACACCUGAUUGCAUGCAGACCUCUCACACCAGUUGGAGGAGCACGUUGGUCAGCAAAAUGGCACUUCUCCUGAGCCUUCUCUACACCUUGUGCCUGGUUGGGCAAGUUCUCGGCCAGGACAUGCCUCAUGAGGAAUAUAUAGCCCAGAUUCAAGCCUGCCCUAAAGAGUGUCGCUGCCCCACCAACUUCCCUCGUGCUGUCUACUGUGACAAUAAAGGCCUGAAGAGCAUCCCCAAAAUUCCUCCACACACAUGGUAUCUCUACCUGCAGAACAAUUUAAUUGAAGUUCUGUCAGCAGAUGCCCUGCGUAACGCCACACAGUUGCGCUGGCUAAACCUAAACCGCAACAAAAUCACUAGUGAAGGAGUGGAAGAAGGUGUCCUAAGUUCAAUGUCCCACCUGGCGCACAUCUACAUGGAUGACAACCUAUUGUCCUCUGUGCCAUCUCCCCUUCCAGCAAGCCUGGAGUAUCUACGUCUCUCUCGCAAUCGCAUCUCCAAGAUCCCUACUGGUGUCUUCAUUGGUCUUGAUAAACUUAACCUCUUGGACCUCCAGGCGAACAAGCUCAUGGAUGAUGCUGUGACUGAGGUGAGCCUGAAAGGUCUAAACAACCUGGUACAGAUCAAUCUGGCAAAGAACCAGCUGAAUAGCAUGCCUAAUGGCUUACCACCCACCACUACCCAGCUUUUCCUUGAUGGCAACAACAUUGAGAAGAUACCAGCCGGCUACUUCAAAGGUUUACCAAAAGUGGCAUUUCUAAGGCUCAACAACAACAAGCUUGACAGCAGUGGAGUUCCCAGAAAUGUGUUUAAUGUCUCCAGCAUUUUGGAUUUGCAGCUGUCCCACAACCAACUGACUGAGGUUCCCUUCAUUCCCUCAGGCCUUGAACACCUUCACCUCGACCACAACAAUAUCAAAAGUGUAAGUGGCGCCAAUGUCUGUCCUGUCGCCGUCGAAACUGUGGACGACUCCAUCGACGAAAGUGUUCCUCGACUGCGCUACCUCAGACUGGAUGGCAAUGAUAUUAAGCCACCAAUUCCCAGGGAUGUCAUUCUGUGCUUCCGUCUCCUGAGGUCCAUUGUCAUCUAA